UUCCCAGCGCCCCCUGCGCUCACCGGUGUAUUUGGAUACAAUGUUGUGGGAGAAGCGGCAGCUGACAGUUCCUCGGAGUGAACUCAGCUCGCUGGAUGAAAUGCAUCGCAUUGGCGACCAGGAAAGAAAGGCGUUUUAAAUGGGGAAACGAGAAUAUUCUUGUACAGAGUAAACCUGGGGGAGUGCGAAUUUCCAAGACGGAUUCAACCUGCUUACGAAGCUGAAUGGAUUUCUUGAAGUUAGAUUGCCACAUUUACUGGGGACAUUAUUUUGUAUUAUUUCCAGCAAAUACGAACCCUGCAAGAACAAGGGAAGUAAUUGUGCCUGAAUUAUUAUUACGGUGAAAUGGUGGAUGCGUGAUGUCCCAGCUGGCUUAUCUUGUUAGAGGAUGGAAUAAACACCUUGCGGCGACGGGCAGAUUGUUUGUUUGAAGAAAACGAUGUCUGAAACGUGCUGGCAAUAAAAAAUAAAUAAAUAAAUAAACAAUUCUGAAAGCUGUAAAGGAGAGAACGAGAAACGGGAAACAAGAAGGGGAGCGAAAACGGGAGAUAUUUCCGUGAUCCUAACAUACAGUAAGGGAAUUUUCGAACGGGCAUGAGUGUACCUGGAAGCACCGGGAGAUUUGCCACUGGGGCUUGAAACCUGCUUGUCCUUCCCCAAUUGGAGGGACGCGGGCGAUCUUGUCGGGAUCAUACAAAACAUCUACAAUGUCGACUGGCGGACUUUGCAGUCAAUGUUUUAUAUGAGUGUAUAUUUAGUAAUAUGCAGGUGCAGCGCAGGAUUCAGUGCCGUUUGCGCAUGUCAGGUGCUGUUUAAUAUAAUGUGGACAGAUGACAGCGACCCAGGAAAGCAACCUCUGAGGCGCGUACAUCAAUAAGACACAUUCGUUUAGAUUUCCGGUAAUCGGAACACUGGGAAGAAUUUUACCGGCCUGAGCCCCCAAGAAGGAAGGCCGGAGGACGCGCUUCCCGACAAAAGCGAAGAUGCUCGAGUGUGCCGCCGCGGCACCGCGUCGCCCUCUCGGGGAGGAUGAACCAUCGAGGCUCAUCUUCUGUAUCUGCCGUCGCUGAUUUAUUUGGGGGGCCGCACGCUUCUCAGCAUCCUAUCAUUUACAUAUGAAUAAUAAUAAUAAUAUUAAGAAGAAUCAAAACCUCAAUCCUGGCAGUAGAUGUCAAACGUCCGGAGCCCCGUCGCUGCUCCUCUGAACGUGAAUCUCCAGGCCAUUAUGCUUUUGUCUUCGGCCUCGUUUCACAGACAGCUGCUUGAAGAUUGGCCAGUUUAGAAAUUAAAGACGAGAGGAAUUCGCUGCCCUUAAGUGCUCACAUCAGGCACCCGAGAAAGCUUGGCUGGUUAGCUGGGACCACCGGCAUCAGUUAAGGCUUAAUUGCAUCUCACCUUCGGCCCCCAUAAGGUCUUAAAGGGAUCCGCACACCCCUCUUCCCUUUUGUAAAAUGCUUCUUAAAUUUUGCAAUGAUUUUUUUAAUCAAACCACUUCAAUAAACGCAGAAUAAGAGUUAGAUUUUUUAAAAAUAUAAAUAUACACAGUAAAAUUUAAAUGUGCACUUUAUGUGUCAUUCGUCAAAUAACAGUACAUAUUUAACAUCCUUAGAGUGGCAGCCGGAUAAUAAUAAUUUUAAAAAGGAAAACCUAUUUAUUUAUGCCUGUUAAAUGAGCCCACAGAGGGUCGUAUAUAUUAAUUAGCAUUAGGCCAGGAGAACGUGCAAACUCCUAUAAUAAAGUGACUCAUAUAGCGCACACAAGUGGUGACUAUUUUUGUAAGAUCAAGUGGAUCAGAAGUUAAAACUAAGGUCUAUUCAGGCUGCAGUUAUCUGCUGGCUACAUCUGAGCGCACUGGAGGUGAACAAUUCCAUGGCUGCUGGAGUUAUUAUGCAGAUGAUGGGAAUAUCACAAUCGAGCGGUUAUGUUCAGUAAAAGGUGGAAGAGGUCCACUGCUCCACCUGUUUGUCUUAGUUGCUUCAGUGAUUGUAUGAAAUUUGGAAUUUUAAACCCCAAUGAAUGCCACCCAUUAUGGAGAUAAGGGUGCUUCCCCAAACUGAUUUGUUUUUCCAUACGAUGCUCACCCCAUUGACUCUGGCUCUCAGAUGGAUUAUAAAAAAUGUCACCACUCCAUCAUCUCCUCCUUAGAGGUUCUCGCCCGCCUUCUUCACCAUGGAGCCCUACAAUAAAGUGAGCUGCCCUCCUUCCUUAUCACCCUGUUGCGACUGCAGAGGGAGCCUGGAUUUCCGGGAGCAGGAGACCGUCGAUGGGACAUCGAGCACAACGGAGAAUGGCAGCUGGAACUCCUCGUCUUUUGCCUCCAGCUCGCCUGAUUUCCAGCCCCCUAAUCCUCCUGCUGCUGCCCACCAUGGUGCUUGCACCAACCCUCUCUGGACGGCCGUGUUUGACUACGAGGCCACUGCCGAUGAGGAACUCACCCUCCGGAGAGGUGAUGUUCUGGAGGUGCUGUCCAAAGAUUCCAAAGUGUCUGGAGAUGAGGGUUGGUGGACGGGGAAGAUCAAAGACAAAGUGGGCAUCUUCCCCAGUAACUAUGUGACCCGAGACCACAAUUACACAAAAAUCCACGGCAGCUUGAUCCGAGAGUGCGCUUUGCCCCUUGAGAUUGACUUCUGCGAGCUGAAGCUGGAGGAGAUCAUUGGGGCGGGGGGUUUUGGCAAGGUGUACAAGGGGAUCUGGAGGGACGAGGAGGUGGCCGUGAAGGCAGCUCGGCAGGACCCAGACGAGGACAUCAGCGUGACGGCCGAGAAUGUCCGUCAGGAGGCCAAGCUCUUUUGGAUGCUGCGCCACUCGAACAUCAUUUCGCUCAAAGGGGUUUGCUUGAAGGAGCCCAACCUCUGCUUGGUGAUGGAAUACGCCCGCGGUGGGGCACUCAACCGAGCCCUCUCUGGGAGGAAGGUGCCCCCAAGGGUGCUGGUCAACUGGGCCGUGCAGAUUGCGAAAGGAAUGAACUACCUUCACAAUGAGACCAUCGUUCCCAUCAUCCACCGGGACCUCAAGUCCAGCAACAUUCUGAUCCUGGAGAAGAUUGAGAAUGACGACCUCUGUAACAAAACCUUGAAGAUUACGGACUUCGGCCUAGCACGAGAGUGGCACAGAACCACUAAGAUGAGCGCGGCGGGCACAUAUGCAUGGAUGGCUCCUGAGGUCAUCAAACUUUCUCUGUUUUCCAAGAGCAGUGACGUGUGGAGUUUUGGAGUUUUACUGUGGGAGUUGCUCACCGGUGAGGUUCCUUAUCGUGAGAUCGACGCUCUCGCUGUAGCUUAUGGAGUGGCUAUGAACAAACUGACCCUCCCUAUCCCAUCCACCUGCCCAGAGGCUUUCUCCAGACUUUUGGAAGAAUGCUGGAGCCCAAAUCCCCACAGCAGGCCUUCUUUCAGCAUCAUCCUCAACCAGUUGCUCUGCAUUGAAAAGUCCGCCAUGUUUCAGAUGCCCUUGGAGUCUUUCCAUUCCCUGCAGGAGGACUGGAAGUUGGAGAUCCAGCAGAUGUUCGAUGAGCUGCGCACCAAAGAGAAGGAACUUCGGAGCUGGGAGGAAGAGUUGACACGGGCUGCCCUGGAGCAGAAAGAACAGCAGGAGAUGCUACGGCGGCGAGAGCAGGAGUUGGCCGAGCGCGAGAUUGACAUUGUGGAGAGGGAGCUGAACAUCAUCAUCCAUCAGAUGUACCAAGAGAAGCCGAAGGUGAAGAAGCGUAAGGGGCACUUCAAGAAGAGUCGACUAAAGCUAAGCAAAGAUGGCAACUGCAUUAGCUUGCCCUCAGGUUUCGAGCACAAGAUCACAGUGCAAGCCUCCCCCAGUGUCGACAAGUGGAAGGCACAGGGAAUGGAUCGCACCAGCCCACCAGGGAGUCCGGUGAUCCCCCGCCUCCGAGCGAUCCGCUUGACUCCUAGUGAUGGCAGCAAGACUUGGGGUCGCAGUGCAGUGUGCAAGAAGGAUGACCUGGCGGCUAACAAAAAGAAGGGUCGCACUUGGGGGCCCAGCUCCACCCAACCGAAGGAACGCCUUGGAGGGGAAGACAGGUUAAAGUCACUGGGAGAAGGCUGUAAGCAGUAUUCAUGCAGUGCCCCCAACCUGGGCAAGUCCCCCAAACACACCCCCAUGACCGGGGGGUUCUGCAGCCUUAAUGAGAUGGAGGAAGAUUCCUCACCCCUGGCCAGCCCUUUGCUGUCAUCACAGCAUUCCCAGAGCGAAGUAGAAAGUAGUGGGGCACCAGAAGAGGGUGGAGCCGUGCCAGCCCCUUGCAGUGGCACCCCCACAGACUGCGUGCGCCGCUGUGCCCAGCGCAAGAAGAGCGACCUCAUACUGCUGGGCUGUGCAUCCUUGCUGGCGUCAGUCGCCAUUGGCAUCGACCUCCUUCAGAUCGGCAGGCAGCAGAUGACCCAGGAUGAGUUGGAGGCCAAAGAAGAAAAAAGGAAGAAAGACGGUCUGUUCCAGAGACCGGGCCGUUUCCGGCAGAACAGCAGCCCCCCUAGUCGGAUUGUGUCCAGCAAGCGUGAGGAGUCGGUCCUUCCCCUAACUGAGCCAUCCUCCUCGGUCACUCUGAUCUCCUUGUCUUCCAUUUCGGACUGCAACUCCACCAAGUCCCUGCUGCCGUCAGAUCCCGAGGAGCCUCUCUCCGGUCUCCCUGCAGUCAACCCCUUGCUUGAUCUGAAGGCGGAAAGCUUCAAACGGGACCCUAAUCAGUCCCUGACGCCCACCCACGUCACUGCCACCAUGGCUGUUUCUCGGGGGCACCGACGCACCCCUUCUGAUGGAGCAAUCCGUCCCAGAGUACAGACGCCAACACACCACCGAACGCCUUCUGACGGCAGCAAUCAGAACUUCAAUAAUUUAGGUCCAGCAGAUGGCAAUGAGUUUCCUCGCCUCCCUGAUCCCGGCAGCAUUUUCCCCUCGGUCCUUCGGCGCAAGCCAGCAGCAGACAAAGACCCAGCAGCCCUGGAAAGGCCCAAGACUCUGGAGUUUGCUCCUCGUCCGAGGCCGUCUUCCAGUCGGGCAAAGAUCGACCCCUGGAAGUUUGUCUCCUUCACCAGGACACACAGCUCAUCCCCGGGCAGCUCAUGUGAAAGCCCGUUGGCCGUAGAGUCUCUGAGCAGCACCUCGGAGGACCACAGCUGCCCCGCACAGACCCUUCUGGACAUGGACAUGGAGGGUCAAAGUCAAGACAGCACAAUCCCUCUCUGCGGGCACCACAACACCGUUUUGUGCACCGAAGACUUUUCCUAGCAAACUUCUCACCCGACGGACUGUGAGGGUUUCAUGGAUGUGCGACUUGAAUGGAUUUUUUUUUUCCAGCAAAACAGGCAGCUCACGGCUUCAUUUGUCUAAAGAGUCAUCAGUGUGCAGGCUGUGCAGAUCGUCCUCUUCCUCAUUCUGCUGUUUUUUUCUCUUAGAAUCUGCUCCUUGAAUGCAUACGUAGCAGGUGGUAAAAUCGGGAUCAGCGUGCAAGUCGUCUUAAACAAAGCCAUUCCUCCCAGAAAUGAAGGGACUCCUGCACCCAAAGCUGCUAUUAACUUCCUGAGGUUAAUCAGGUGACUCAAAGCCGAGUCUAACCAAGUGGUCAGAAUUGGACGGCGUCACGUCUCUGCUUUGGACUGAGCCCAGACACAAACAGGUCAAGCUUACUGUCACAUUGGGUCUUUAAAUUUCUUUUUUUUUUUUAACUAAAAAUGGAAAGUGCAUUGGUUUUGGUGUGCCUGCUUCUCAAGAAAGUGUCCUUCCUGUCCGGCGAUAUAUCUCAGGGUGAUCGGCGUCCUCUAGGCCAGGGCUAUUCAACUUGGCGUCUUGAAGGAGGAGGAGGAGGACUGUGUCUCGAUGUUAAGUAAUGUUCAUUUUUGAGAAUUGUUGGUACCUUUGAAAAUGUCACAAUUAAAAGUCGUAAGCCUUACCUCAUGUCAUUUUUCGUUUUCCACCAGUAGCCCUUCUUGUUGUUCCAGCGACAGCGUAGGUGGGCUGCUGCUGGUGGUGGUGGUGCUGUGAUUUGAGGUCUGGCUGGUGUUUUCUAAGCUUGUGUAUCCAACGCCGGUCAGUGUGUGACUGUGUCACUCAUUGAAUAGCCCUGCUCUAGACGUUGAGGUGGGUAAACUGUUCUCUUGGGCACGUUUACCUUUUCCACCAAAGUGGGUCUGUCCCUUAAAAAAAGUAAAACAGCUCCUCAGAAAGAAAAGAGGAAAAGAGACAAGAGAAAAAAACUUGUACAUGUUUGAACAUAUCAGCUGCCCAGAGCAAAACACAGGCUGUUCCAGCAGGCUUUCCAGUUGUUUCUGUUGCUUGCCUACUCUACUCUCCGAUCCAUUCAUUCACUUUCUUGCUCGUUUAUCUGGUUCCAGGUUGCGGGCAACACUGGAAAAGGGUAGACUGAGACACACACCAAUAUUCAUGUCCAUGUAAAAAAAUAAAA
Molecule: messenger RNA, 6412 nt
Organism: Erpetoichthys calabaricus (reedfish)
Lineage: Eukaryota; Metazoa; Chordata; Cladistia; Polypteriformes; Polypteridae
Gene: map3k10
Product: mitogen-activated protein kinase kinase kinase 10
Exons: 11
Coding region: 2170-5238 (1022 amino acids)
Biological process (GO): positive regulation of apoptotic process; protein phosphorylation
Molecular function (GO): ATP binding; JUN kinase kinase kinase activity; protein binding
Source: RefSeq, a predicted model, not a curated record